AUGAAUCUCGAGGAGGUAAUGCCUCCGUUUGCUCACUGCUUCGACAAUUGCGCACGCUCUUUUCUCAAUAGCUGGAUGACGUUUUUGCUGGCAAACAAUGUACGUGAGAAGGAUGCGACCGGUCUACCAUCUCGAUUGAGUGUAGCGGAGAUCGCGAUAUCAGAUGCAUCAGUUUCGAGCACCAAAGGUAUUCUCGGGUCGAUAGUGACCAAGAUUGCAUCCAUCAACUCCUUUUUCAAACUUUCAAACGCUUUCAUAGCAGAUUCAGGGACAGGAAAGGCUGUAUUGAGAGCGCUUUCAGUGCACCACAAUCCAGAGGGACAAAAACGCAGUCUGGAAAACGUGGACGUUUUGGGACCCGUAAAAAUAAGACAAGAAAAGCCGUUUUUGGUAGCAGUAGUCCACUACAAACUCAGCCGGAAUACCACUACAAGUAGUUCAUCAACUCAGUCGGACAAUGGAAACGAAGAAGAUGAAUCGUAUGGCAAGAGCAGUGGCUUUGGGACCGAUAGAUGCAAGCUCACAUGGAUUGAGUCGGAUAGUUCAGAUUUAAAGACCAGUCCAACGUUAAUCAAACGGGAAGACAACCAAAUAUCCGCCUACACUUCAACGGGUUGUAUACUCAUAGGGACCGCACCGCUCAGGGCCUACAAACAGAGGCAUGAAGACGUACCCCCAACUCACCAGGACUGA
Opisthorchis viverrini is the source of this 693-nucleotide messenger RNA. RefSeq lists its product as hypothetical. The record is from RefSeq and is a predicted model, not a curated record. The coding region runs from base 1 to 693 and encodes 230 amino acids. Lineage: Eukaryota; Metazoa; Platyhelminthes; Trematoda; Opisthorchiida; Opisthorchiidae. The transcript has 2 exons.